GUGACAGCCCGACGUCACGCGAUUUUGUCAUGUUGGCGGCAGGGCUUCGGAAAUUCAAGUGUAAACGCGUGAUUGCUCGCAGCGCGAGCUACGAAGCGACUCGAAACAACAUUAAAAUUGACUCCGACACGACGGUGAUCGUCCAGGGGAUCACGGGCAAAAUGGGCACGCUUCACACGAAACUCAGAGCUGAGUACGGCACGAAAUUCGUCGGAGGGGUGUCCCCGAAAAAGGGAGGAACGCGACACCUCGGGCUGCCGGUGUUUUCGAGUGUGCUCAGCGCUAAGGAAGCGCUCAAGCCCGACGCGACGGUGAUAUUCGUCCCCGCCCCCCAAGUAAGGGAGGCCAUCAUGGAGGCGGUCGACGCCGAGCUGCCUCUCGUGAUUUGCAUUACGGACGGUGUUCCCAUCAAAGACAUGGUGUAUAUUACUCACGCGCUUCGUUCCCAGUGUAAGAGCAGGAUGAUCGGCCCCAAUUGUCCUGGAGUCUUGGCCGCCGGGCGGUCCAGUAUCGGGAUCGUACCGAACGCGGUCUCGAAACGCGGAUGCGUCGGGAUAGUGUCCAGGUCCGGCACGUUGAGCUACGAAGUUAUCAACCAAACGACCGCCCUGGGUUUGGGCCAAACGUGGAGCGUCGGUAUCGGAGGAGAUCCUUUCCCGGGCAGCAGUUUCGUCGAUUGUUUGCAGAUCUUUCUCGAAGAUGAAACGACGCGUGCCAUCGUCCUGAUCGGUGAGAUCGGCGGAGAAGAAGAAGAAAAAGCAUCAGACUAUCUAAGGGAGCACAACCAUCGGUGUUGCCACAAGCCUGUGGUCGCCUACGUUGCCGGAUUGGUCGCGCCGGUCGACAGACGCAUGGGCCACGCGGGGGCCAUUAUCACCAGGGGCAAAGGGAGGCCCGAGGACAAGGUCAGGGCAUUGAGGGACGUAGGCGUCAUCGUGACGAAAUCCGUCGCCCAAAUCGGGCCCGCUCUGCGCGACGUCAUGGCCCGAUCGAAGCUGAUUUGAAUUUAAUCACACCACCGAAU
This is a messenger RNA of Cylas formicarius (sweet potato weevil), 1024 nucleotides long. RefSeq names its product succinate--CoA ligase [ADP/GDP-forming] subunit alpha, mitochondrial-like. The coding region runs from base 30 to 1004 and encodes 324 amino acids. The record is from RefSeq and is a predicted model, not a curated record. Gene Ontology annotation, cellular component: mitochondrion; succinate-CoA ligase complex (ADP-forming). Gene Ontology annotation, biological process: tricarboxylic acid cycle. Gene Ontology annotation, molecular function: succinate-CoA ligase (GDP-forming) activity; succinate-CoA ligase (ADP-forming) activity. The transcript has 4 exons. NCBI's taxonomy places the organism in Eukaryota, Metazoa, Arthropoda, Insecta, Coleoptera, Brentidae.